AUGGCCCAGAUGGGGUAUUUACCAGCCAGCCAGUUUGGACAGAGUUCUCAAGGACACGUGGAGCAGCUAGACAGCCACCAUAGUGUAGGUCCCAAAGACAGUAAGACACAGGCCGAUGAAGACAUGAUUGGUGGGACACAGGACAUGGCUGACCCGCAGCCCACCGGCCUUGCUCCCGAUGACCAGUUACGCCCUCGGCAGGUCCAGACCAUAAGUACCGAUUCAGAUGGAAACACCAUUAUUGAGGUGUUUACCAUCCUUGACUCGCACAGGUUGCCGGGAGUCCCCGCCAGCAAAUGGAUCAUACUGGAGUACAAUGCAGCAUGCCAGCCCGUCGGCUUUAGCUCCAUGAGGUUUAAACGGAUGGCUGGAGACGUAAUAAGGAGCGAAAAUUAUGUCCGAAUACCGGCCAAUUGGACGAAGGUACCGCAGCGUACCAAGGAGGAUAUUUGGGACGCCUUGAUGUUUGAACAUGUGCGAGCAUACUUUUUCGUCCCGCCAGAAUUCAAUUUGCAAGCCAUAAAGAAUGAAGCAUUCAGGGAUAUGGGAUCAAAGCUGCAGACUUGGAGGCACGAGCUUAAAAAAGUUUGUGGCAUUACGGAGGAAGAUACUCCGAAUACUGUACGGGCAAGAGUGGGGGAACAAACACUCUCUGAGUACAAUGCCGAAGACAUGGAGAUCUUAUUGGAGAGAUGGUGUACUCGGGAGAAUAAGGACUAUGCGGCAAAAAUGAAGAGCUUGCGAGCAAAAAAUAAUACGCCCCAUUGCACCGGAUCGAAGAGCUAUGCCAGGGCGACACAUGAGGAGGCCAUAUGUCUGGGCACUUAUCCUACUCGUGCACAGAGUUACAUCACCACGCACACGAAGACGGACGGUACAUAUCCGAAUGAUAUAGUGAAGGAGAGAUGUGAAAUGAUGAGGGAGCUUAUACCCACCAACCCUGCAGCGUCGUCUAGCGUCACAGAGGGAACGGUCAAGCGGGCGCCAAACGACGCGUAUGCACAGGCGCAUGGAAAUAAGCCUGAGUACGCCGGUAGGGUUCGGCAGGCUGGAUCGAAUAUUCUGCCUGUGCGGGGGUCCAUAUGCUCAUACUAUACACCGUCACAAGCACGGUCAGAAAACACCAGGCACUCCAUGAUAUCACAAGAAACGCUUGACGGAGCUCUUGAGGCGGAGAGGGCCAAGCACAAGGAAGAGAUAGAUGCAUUGGUGGCCGUGAACAAUGCACGUCAGGCAACGUUUGACGCCCGUUUGCGCCAGAUCGAGGAAAUUGUGCGGUUCAGCUCCGCACCAGACAGAGAUUCCCCACCCAUUGCGGUGGUGCCAUCGUCGAUCGAUAGUGGAGCAGGUGAUGGACAUCAUGGAGAGGAUGCUAUGAAUGUCAAUAAUUCGCAUUGA
Molecule: messenger RNA, 1398 nt
Organism: Corylus avellana
Lineage: Eukaryota; Viridiplantae; Streptophyta; Magnoliopsida; Fagales; Betulaceae
Source: RefSeq, a predicted model, not a curated record